Messenger RNA from Rhodotorula graminis WP1, 1586 nucleotides. RefSeq lists its product as uncharacterized. NCBI's taxonomy places the organism in Eukaryota, Fungi, Basidiomycota, Microbotryomycetes, Sporidiobolales, Sporidiobolaceae. The transcript is spliced from 8 exons. The record is from RefSeq and is a predicted model, not a curated record. The coding region runs from base 1 to 1338 and encodes 445 amino acids.
AUGCCUGAGCAAGACAUCCAGCUCACCUGGGUCACCUACUUCAGCGGCGGCAAGGGGAUCCGCAUUGGCGUCCUGCCGAUGACGCCGUCCGUGUUCGCCUUCUUUACGCUGUGCAACUACACCGAGACGACGAUGGGCCCGACUCACGAGCUGCGCGAGGGCGAGGUCUACCUGUUCCGCGUGAGCAAGCCCGAGGCGCUCGUCAAGAUCAUGGGCGACAAGAGCAAGGCGUACCGGCUCUGGAAGGCGUGCGUCAACGUGAUGCACCUCUCGUCUUUCUCGCGUGGCCUGUACACGAACAUGGAGAACCUCUUCCCGUGCGAGGACCUCGCCGCCGAGCUCGACCACGAGGGCAUCCUCACGCCCGAGCAGCUUGCGCAGCUGCGCGCCGUCAUCGAGAAGGCCAAGACGAGUCAGCCCGUCGACCAGAAGGAGGAGCUCAAGGCCGUCACCAACCUGGACGCAGGACAGCGUCGCGAGCUCGAGCAGCUUCUCGACCGCCAGGCGGGCGGCCCGUUCGACUUCUCUGGCGCCGCCAAGAAGCGCGACGGCCUGCAGGGCAUCGAGGACCUCGACAAGAACGACCACCAGCUCACGACCGAGCAGGUCAUCGCAACGAUCGAGGCCGGUUACGCUCGCGUCGACGACACGGUCGUCAAGGAGAAGAUGGCCGUCACCAUCAAGGGCAUGUUCAACGACGCCACCGAGUACCGCGCCGCCAACCUCGCGUUCCAGCAGCAGCAGAAGCAGCAGCAGCAGGCGCUCGACGGCAGCUCGGCCGCGCACGGUGACGACAACGCGAUGCAGGUCGACGAGACGCUGCCGGACCCGGGCAACUCGGCCAAGCGCGCGCGCGAGAUCGCCGAGGCGAGCGCCUCGAAGCAGACGAGCGUCUCGAAGAAGCAGAAAAACGACGUCGCCGCCUCGACGGGCGACCGCCAGCGUGGAGGAGGUUUUGGCACGCCGAGCGCGGUCGAGCAGGGCGUCAACGGCAAGGGCGGCUCGGCGUCGUCGUCGAGGGUCGCGGGCAAGAAGUCGUCGUCGUCGUCGUCGUCGAAGGUCAAGGGCCAGGGCAAGGGCGGUGCGACCAACGCCUCGUGCGGCACGUUGGCGUCGUUCUUUGGCGUCACAAACGCCGUCGCGUCCACCUCGCGCUCGUCGAACGGGCGCCCGACGAGCGUCGGCAGCAACGAGCGCGCGCCGCGUCGCGGCACGAGCCGCCCGACGUCGCACGGCAAGAAGGCGUUCGUCGUCGACACGGACGACGAGACUAACGACUCGAACAAGGAGUCGUUCGUCGAUGACGACGAGGAGGAGGAGGCCCAGUCGACCGAGUAAACGGUCAAGCCCUGAGCCCCGGUCGGCUGGACCGACCCCUCCCACCCCGUCCUCGUCUUCCUCUCGCCCUUCUCGACAUACCCGCCUCUCUCCUCCUCCCGCCGUCGCCCUCACCUUCUUCCUUCCUUGGCUCCUUUUUGUCGUCGUGGUCGUCGUUCUCGUCCUUCUGGAUAUCUCUCUCGUGUCAGUACCCCGCCGUCCGACCUCGCAACCGCAACCCCGGUCGAGUCGGCAAGUCCUCGUUCCCC